Molecule: messenger RNA, 833 nt
Organism: Aquila chrysaetos chrysaetos
Lineage: Eukaryota; Metazoa; Chordata; Aves; Accipitriformes; Accipitridae
Product: drebrin-like
Exons: 8
Coding region: 152-520 (122 amino acids)
Biological process (GO): postsynaptic actin cytoskeleton organization; positive regulation of dendritic spine morphogenesis; regulation of actin filament polymerization
Cellular component (GO): cortical actin cytoskeleton; site of polarized growth; postsynaptic density
Molecular function (GO): actin filament binding
Source: RefSeq, a predicted model, not a curated record
GUCGGGGAGAAGGCACCGGAGUCCCAACGUAAGGCGUGUGCCGGGCAUCUGCCCGCCAUCAGAGCUUUCUUUAGGGAGGCCAGUGUGGUGCUGAGCGCCCGCUGCGCCGAGGAGGGUGACGCAGGAGGGGCUGAGCCGAGCGCUGGCACAGAUGGCCCCUGCCGCCGCCCCCGCCAGGAGGGUGCCCCCCCCAGAUGCCCAGGAGCUGGUGGGCACCAACUACCGCAAGACCAACCCAGCGCUGGAGAUCCACCGGACCAAGCGGGACUCCUUCUGGGCCCAGGCUGAGCGCGAGGAAGAGCAGCGCAAGGAGGAGGAGCGGCGGCGGGCACUGGAGGAGCGCAAGCGCUGGGAGCGGGAGCGGAUGGAAGAGGAGAGGCGGGAGGCAGCCGAGCGCGAGCUCCGCUUCAGGGAGAAGGAGCGGAUGAUCGAGGAGCAGCGGAAGGAGCAGGCACGGCUGGAGGCGGAGGAGCGGAGGAAGGAGAAGGCACGAUGGGAGCAGCAGCAGCGGGAGCACUAGGAGUCCAUGCUGGAUCGCGGCCUGGCGCAGCGAGUCCAUCGAGAGGCGGCCGAGGCGGCGUCCUUGUCUCCCAGCGCUCGCAGAACCCCCCGGGAUUUUCUUCCGGCAACGGGAACGCUCGGGGUCCACCUCUGGACACCCCGCUGCCAGCAUCCCCCGUUUGCACCAGGACCGGUGCCCGUCGGCCAUUCCGCGGUACCAGCGAAGCCUGACGGAGUCACCUUCAUCUUCCGCCGGCGACCCCCCCCCCCCCCUGACCCCCCACCCUCACCAGGACCCCUCACCACGGGCAUUCAGGGCUGCACCAACCCCC